Vigna angularis (adzuki bean) is the source of this 933-nucleotide messenger RNA. RefSeq lists its product as uncharacterized. NCBI's taxonomy places the organism in Eukaryota, Viridiplantae, Streptophyta, Magnoliopsida, Fabales, Fabaceae. The transcript has a single exon. The coding region runs from base 55 to 933 and encodes 292 amino acids. The record is from RefSeq and is a predicted model, not a curated record.
UCUUACCAAAUUGAUAGUGAUUAUAGUGAAGAGGCCCAACCAAAUUUAGAACAAAUGGCCAAGGAACUAAAAUCACUAAAACUUUGGCAAAAGCAAGAAUCCAUUUUGAAAGAAAAAGAGAGAGUUGAAAGAGAACAAUAUCUUGAAACCUUAGAAGAAGAACUUAGAGUUCUAGCCCAAAAACAAGAAAAGGUCCAAGAAGAGAUAAAGAAAAGUAGGAGUAGGAGUCACUCAAGGAGAAGUUCAAAAACUCCCACAGAAAACACAUACCCUGAACAAGAUAGUAGGACUGCUGCACAAUUCUACCAACAUCCUCCACCUAGAAGGUAUAGAAGGGAGAGUGAACAACCACCAAGAGAGAUUAGGAUAGACCUUCCUCAUUUCCAUGGGAAAGAAGAUGUUGAGGCAUACCUAGAUUGGGAAAUGAAAGUAGAACAACUUUUUGAGUGUCAUCAAAUAAUAGAGGAAAGGAAAGUUUCCCUAGCCACCUUAAGCUUUCAAGGGAAUGCCAUGUAUUGGUGGACUGCCCUAGUGAGAGAAAGAAGACUCUCCAAUUCCCCUCAAGUCCAAUAUUGGAAUGACUUGAAGAGUGCUCUAAGAAGAAGACACAUACCUUCCUACUACCAUAGAGAGCUUAUGGAUAAACUCCAAAGGCUCCAACAAAGAACCAUGAGUGUGGAAGAAUAUAGGCAAAAGAUGGAACUCUACAUGAUGAGGGCGGGAAUUAGGGAAGAAGAAGGAACCACAAUUUCUAGAUUUCUAAGUGGUCUUAAUCUUGAUAUUAGAGAUAGAGUGGAAUUGUUGCCCUAUCAAGAUCUUAAUGAUUUGGUACAAAUUUGCAUAAAGGUAGAGCAACAACAUUUGAGAAAAGGUUUGAAAAUUGACCACUCAAACUCAUAUGUUAAGAAAGACUACAAGAGGGAGGGAAAAUAA